AUGGCAGGGGUGCCACAGAAGACACUCGGCUGGCUGUAUAAUGUCUUGAAGCGCGAAUACCACGACCCGAAUCGCACAUAUUCCGACCUUGCCCAUGUCCUCGCCCGCAAUCCAGGACUUGCUCCGCGGACAGAUGUCUACACGUUCGAGAAUGGAACGGCCGCACUCCUAGUCCACUUCCAGGGCACCGUCCCCGUCGACUUCAGAGGAAGCCCGUACCGGAUUCCUAUUUCGCUAUGGAUACCGCAUGCGUACCCAUAUGAGCCGCCCAUCUGCUAUGUCACGCCGACGGAGGAGAUGGUCAUUCGACCAGGGCAGCAUGUAGGCGGAGAUGGCAAGAUAUAUCAUCCCUAUCUCGCACACUGGAGGGAGACUUGGGCGAGGUGCAAUGUCGUCGAUUUCCUGUCGAUAUUGGCAGACAUCUUUGGAAGGGAGCCGCCUGUCAUGUCGAGGACCUCUCAGGACCAACAAAGACCCGUUCAACCAACACCCCCUCCAGUCCCUCCUCUACCGAGGGAGAUACAACAUCAACAACAUCCGCCUCACCCAAACAUGCCUGUCCUCAGUUCUCCCGUACAGACAGGAGGCCCUACACCACCGCCGCCGCCGCCACCACCUAAACAGCCAGCUCAAGGUAUUCCCAACCCGAGUCCAACAAGUCCAGGCUCUGCAUAUCAGAGACCUGGGCGCUACGAUGCUCCGCCUCCUGUGUCACAGCAGCCUUAUGGCAAUGGAAAUCUGAGCGGCAUGAAUUACUUGCCCCAACGGAGUAGUAGUUUAAGACAGUCGAUUCCUCCACCACGCCGGCAACCGCAGCCGUAUGACCGACAAGCGCAGCAGCAAAUGCCGUCGUUAUAUCAACCAGGACGGCCGGGAGAAGCACAACAGUAUCCGCCUAAUCAGCCUAAUCAGCCUCCGCAAGUCCCAGGUCCGAGCCGAUCACUAGGUCAAGGCUACGAGCAAGGCUGGCCCCAAGGGCAAACGUCGCUGGAGAGGCCUGUAUCGCAGCACUAUCCACCAGGUCAAGCUCCGGCACCGCCACGACAGCCACAAAACGCACGUCCAUACCCUUUUCCAGCUCCCCAUGUUCAAACACAAGCUCAACCGCCAUACCAACACCAGCAGCAGCAACAGCAACACCCACAACCCGUCAAACCCCCUCCACCGCCAACACCCGACCUCCUCGACUCACCAUUCGACAUUGCUCUCCCGACAGCGACGGGGCCUGGGGCUUCGCAAACAAGCAACAUUCCUGCACCGCCGAUCCCUCGGAAUCCCGAGAAAGACGCGCUCCUAACUCACCUCUCGCACCAGAUCACACAGUCAUUACAUUCGCAAAUCGAGCAAUCCGGCGCGGCAUUGGGCCCGUUAUCUUCGCAGCAUGUCGCCAUGCAAUCGACACUGCAAACCCUGACGGCGGAAUUGAACAACCUGCAAUCUCUCCACUCGACGCUGUCGUCGAACAUUUCACUGCUGUCGACAUCUCUCUCGAAAUCCGACGGCGUCAUUGCCUCGGCCCGGAAGCGUGCCCAGCAGAACGAUAUCCCACUUGUGGACGAGAUGCUGGUCCCGCCAACGGUGGUGGCGCGGCAGCUAUACGACGCGGCGUGUGAGGAGAGGGGCAUCGAGGCCGCCAUCCUCGCCCUGCAGGAAGCCUUUGUGCGUGGUCGGGUUGCCGGCGACGUGUGGGCCAGGCGGACGAGGGACCUGGCAAGGGAAGAAUUCAAGCGGAGAUGGAUAGAGAGGAAGGUGGCGACGGGCAUGGGUUUGGAUUUGACCGUGUACUCGCAGGAGUGA
Molecule: messenger RNA, 1797 nt
Organism: Capronia epimyces CBS 606.96
Lineage: Eukaryota; Fungi; Ascomycota; Eurotiomycetes; Chaetothyriales; Herpotrichiellaceae
Exons: 4
Coding region: 1-1797 (598 amino acids)
Biological process (GO): protein transport; endosome to lysosome transport; protein modification process
Cellular component (GO): ESCRT I complex
Molecular function (GO): ubiquitin binding
Source: RefSeq, a predicted model, not a curated record